This is a messenger RNA of Triplophysa dalaica, 4890 nucleotides long. It is a transcript of the gene lzts2a, whose product is annotated as leucine zipper, putative tumor suppressor 2a. Gene Ontology annotation, biological process: cell division; negative regulation of canonical Wnt signaling pathway. The record is from RefSeq and is a predicted model, not a curated record. The transcript is spliced from 6 exons. Lineage: Eukaryota; Metazoa; Chordata; Actinopteri; Cypriniformes; Nemacheilidae. Bases 341 to 2452 code for a protein of 703 amino acids.
CUACAGUCCCUUCCAGGGGGAUGGACGUGCAGUAGCUUCACGUUUGUCGUCUCUUUCAGCGAAUGGAGUUGGUGUUAUACGUACUUUAGAGAGGAGUAAAGCGACUACCAGUCAGAUUUUCUUGAACUUCAACACUGGGAGAUUUCACAUUAAGCGUAAUUGUGGAGUUUAUACUAGAAAGCGAUCUUCACGCGCUCAAUGGUGUGUGCGUGAGCAAAGGCAGAUGCUGCAGUGGUGCUCUUGGGAUGUGUAAAGUCUUCAUCAGACCUGAAUGUCCGCAGCUUAGGAGCUGAACUCAGGGCAUCUGUGCAAGAUUAUAUGUCCUGGGCGAGUGUUCGCCAUGGCUCUAGUUCAAGCUCGGCCUGUGCCCACUGAAACCAGCGCUGACGUCCAGCAGUGCUACUCAGUGUCUCAUUCCCCCCCUGUGGCUGUGGCAGGAACCAUGGGUUCCGUCAGCAGCCUCAUUUCUGGACGCACCUACCAGGAGCGCCAUUGCCGAGCUGUCAGCGACUAUGGUGCUAAGUAUAGAAAACCCACACCAGCCACCAGCUGUUUCAGACAGCAAGAUGGAACGCUCCGCAGCGCCAGCUCGCAGGAGCAGCUCCUCAACAACCAGCCUCUUUUACCCACUAAAACUAAAUCGUCUGCACUCAUCUCUGCUGGCAAUGGUAACUACGGCUAUCUGAACGAUGAGUCGGUGGGUGACUGGAAUGAUAAUCACGUGUCCGCUUGCAGUCCGUGCAGCGAUACCGAAGAGCCUCCUGAUAACAGGGGCAUGAAUGGGAACAUUGGUGGUCCUCCUCCAAAGCUCGUUCCAGUUUCAGGCAGGCUGGAAAAGAGUAUGGAGAAGAUAUUGAUCCGUCCCACUGCCUUUAAGCCUGUGGUCCCCAAGAAUCGUAAUUCCGUGCAGUACCUGUCACCUCGUCCAGGGGGCAAUAUGUCUGAAAGCCAGGGCAGUCUCAACAUCUUACUUCCUGGUGCUGGAGCAGGGUUGCCUUGUGCCGAGAAGCGGAACUCUUACAGCGCUGGACGCAACGCAAGGAGUAGCCAAUCCUGUACCAUGUCAGACUCGGGACGCAAUUCGCUCUCCAGCCUGCCCACCUACAGCAGCACGGGGUACAGCCUUGCACAGAGUGAGGUACCCAAUGGGAAUAUGGAAACACGCCCCGGCGGUGGCCACGGACACUCUAAUUCAGACAGCGGCCGAUCGUCAUCAAGUAAGAGCACAGGGUCUUUAAGUGGCAGAGGCCAACCCUUGUCAGACAGUGGAUCGUGUGGAAGGUCCCCGGCUCCGGGGGAAGGAUAUGAAGGGGUCAUACGUGAACUAGAGGAGAAACUGAGGGAACGAGACUUGGAGCUACAGCAACUCAGGGACAACCUGGAUGAGAAUGAAGCAGCUAUCUGUCAGGUGUAUGAAGAGAAACAGAAGCGCUGUGAGCAGGAAAUGGAGGAUCUCCGGCAGAGUUGCGCAUUAAAGAUGAAGCAAGUGCAGUUGAAGGCCCAACGGGCGCAGCAGGUUCUUCAGCUGCAGGUGUUCCAGCUGCAGCAAGAGAAGAAGAAACUGCAGGAGGACUAUUCCCAACUGUUGCAGGAAAGAGAGUCACUGGAGAAGAAAUGUGCAUCUUUUGAGAGAGAGCAGACUCAACUGGGUCCCAGACUGGAAGAAACAAAGUGGGAGGUAUGUCAGAAGUCAGGUGAGAUCUCCUUAUUGAAGCAGCAGCUGAAGGAUGUUCAAGCAGACCUUGGUCAAAAGUCAAGUGAGAUUGUUGCUCUGAAGGCUCAGUUGAGAGACGCCCGCUCCGAGCGGCAGGCCAGCCACGCUCGCUCACAAGAGGCCAGCGCCACAGCCCGUACCCGCAUGUUAGAACUGGAGGUAUGUGAGAAUGAGCUACAGCGCCGCAAGAGUGAAGCAGAGCUCUUGCGAGAGAAGAUGGGCCGUUUGGAAGAAGAGUCUCUCCGUCUCAAAGAGGCUCUGGCGAUGCCCACUACCCAGCCUUCUAAAAGUCAAUGCAUGAGUCUACCCCUGCCCCAAAGCCGUGUGGGAAUCCUCCACGGGCUCAGCCCUGCGUUCCGGGACAACGGCAGCGAGGAGCUGCGCUUAGCGUAUGAGAGCGAUGAAGCGAAGGUGCAGCGCCAGAGCGUGGACGUGCUGCAUGGUCUCUGUCAGCAAGUGGAGCGUCUGCGAGCUGAGCUGAUGUACGAGAGGAGGCGGAGUGAGGACCAGCUGGAGGCCUUCGAGGACGAGCGCAGGGUGUGGCAGGAGGAGAAAGACAAAGUGAUCCGUUACCAGAAACAGCUGCAGCAGAACUACAUCCAGAUGUACCGGCGGAACCGUGACCUGGAGCGUGUGAUGAGGGAACUCAGUCUGGAGCUGGAGAACAGGGAUAUGGAGGAGUUUGACAUGCGGAGCAACGAGAUCCACUUUGAGGAGAUCACUGCCACUGAAAUCUAGCAGACUCAUCCCAUUCUCUACCAGCGACAUCUCAGAAUUAACCUUCACCGUGGUUGUGUGAAGAACACCAGUCAUCACAACACUUUUUUCGUGAACACUUUAAUUCCAGUUGUUGUGGCGUUCCUUGUCCAGGCCCAGAUAGAAUCGACAGACUGUUUUUGUAUUCUCUACAGUGAUUUUGGAGAAAAAUCUCAAUAAUCAUUUUCAUUUAAAAUCUUGUUUAAAGAAACAUAAAGCUCCAUACAACAAUUUCAGUCCUUUCCAACUCAAAAUUCCAUUGACCUGUUGCAUAUACAUUUUUCCACUGACUUGAGAGUUCAACUCCUGCCCAUGUCCUGAAGAAAGAGUGCGAUGGAGUGUUUUGUGAGCACAUUUUCACUUUGCUAAAACAACAAAGGUUUUUUUGGAGAAGAGGCAGCAUGACUGUGAGUCACAUCAAAUAUGCCAUUUGGGACAAGCCCUGUCAGCCGAGGCCAAUAAAGCAUGAAGCUGUAUUUUCUCAUCUCCUUAUGAUGCUCCUCACACCGCCUCAGAAACCUGUGAGUGGUUUCCAUUGAAUGUACAGUGACUGCAUACAGCAGUUUAUUAGCACAGUUGAAUGGAAGGAUGUCCUCGAUCUUUCAUAAUUAUGAUUAAUAUCUUAUGCACAUUGAGAAGCUCGCAUCAGAAGCCCAAUAAGAUCAAAGUACAGGUGAGAGGAACUUCAUAAAUCAGCUACAUGGUUAAUAGAGGUUCAAGCACAAGUUGUGAUAUCAUGUAAUGGUCUGAACACACUGCUCAACUCAAUUCAUACCAUUAUCAACCAAGAGAUCUAUUGAGCAUCUCAUAUUUGGUCACUGAAACUGCAGUUUUGUUGCAUUGGUGUUUUUGUUGUUAUGCUAAUGUUUAGAGUCCUAGCAUUGUGGCAUUUCUUUUCAGCCAUUUGCAGCACUAUGCAGUAAGAACUCUCUGUUUCAUCCCACUGACUCGCUGCUUACACUACAUUUGAUACUAAUCACUAAUGUAGAAGUGUUAUUUUUAUAAUUAGAUUGUAUAUUAGCGAACAUAACAAGCGGAUAUAGAGACAAAAUAUAUUUUUCUUUCCUAAGUAUCGCUGUGCACACUGUACAUACAGUAGUGAACUGCAUGUGUGCAUGAGACCGUAGCAUUAUGAUGCCAGACAAUCUGGUAUCAGGUUAUGACAUCACAUAGGUUACCAUUUUUCCAGCCAUAGCGGGUGGAGCAUUUCUGUUCAGUAAUAACAUAGUUUAUGAAUACAUAUAUAUGUCAUGUUAGAUUUUAAUACAGAAAUACUAAUCAAAUAUUUGUGAUCAUUUUGUUAAAAAUGGGAUAAAUAUAUAUAACACUAUCUUUACUUUUUGUUUUUUACAGAACAGAUCCUUUAAAAAAUAAAGAGGAAUUAAAAUAUAAAUAUAUAUGAUGUAUAUUUUUAUAUAUAACACCUAAUGCUAUUUUGUGGUAACACAGGUAACUGUUGGUUUAACAGAUCCGCAAACUCUCUAGGGACCAUUUGCCAUCAGCAAUUCAUGGAAAGCCCUUACAGCAGUAAGCGCUUUCAUAUUUUCAUAAAAUCUAGAGUAUUUAACUGGGGUCUGAACACCUCCAUGCCUGUCAAAACUAUAAAGCAUCAUCCCCGGUUGUCAUUUUGGCUAUUGUGAAAGCUGCCCUGAACACUGUGACAGCCACCUGUAAUGAGGAUUCAAUAAAAUGACAAAACUAUGUCAUGGAGAGAAAGCUGCAUGCAAAAUGACAUUUCAUACAUCUCAACCAAAGAUGCUUGCAUGUGUUUUACAUUCACCUUGUAUGAACACUCAGUGCUUCCCUUUUUUACAAAAAAAAAAAAAAUGUACUCUUCGCAAUCAAAGGAAAGACACUUUAUCCCUGACAGUCAAUCUGUAUGUUUGCAUUCAAGAUCAAACACUAGUUCACUAGUAUUUGUCAGAAAGGUUCGCUAUUUGUCAUUGUAUAACCUUUUGAUUAUGUACUAAAACAGUGAAAACGCGAUCCACAUUGAUGAUACAACGUUAUUGCAAUAGCUUUAUAACGACACGACCUGAGAAUCCUAAUCACGAAUGGCCAGAGAAGCACUGUGAUUGGACGGGGAGAAAAAUGUGUUGAAUCGUCCAAUGGGCAUCCUGUUCGUGUUCUCUUUCCUCUCAACAGUACUACAUCUCUUCUAUCAGUCAAUCACACCUUUGAUUAAAUACACAUGGGAAUAUUUCUCAUAUUGACAUAUUCAAUAUAUUUGUUUUACACGUGCAGAGAUAUCUAUUUUGAAGGUGUAAUCACUGUGAAUAGACCAAAGCAAAUUAACUUUUAACCUUCCCCUCAUAUAUGUGCUUGUGUGUUUUGUCAAUCUAUAAUGUUUGUAGUCAUGUAUAUUUUCAUGCUGUAUAUUUCUUGUAAAAAUGUGUUUUUAAUUAAAGCAAGUCACCUCA